AUGUGGGAGAUCGACGCCAAAUACCAAGAGAUCCUGAAAGCAUUGGAUGACUACUAUGAGAAGUUCAAGCAUGAGAUGGACAGCACGCAGAAGAGGCGGGUGGUGCACUGCAUUCAGAGGGCCCUGAUCCACAGCCAGGAGCUGGACGAUGAGAAGAUCCAGAUCGUGAGUCAGAUGGUGGAGCUGGUGGAGAACCGCACCAGGCAGGUGGACAGCCACGUGGAGCUCUUCGAGGCACACCAGGACAUCAGUGACAGCACUGGCAGCAGCGGCAAGGCUGGCCAGGACAAGUCGAAGAGUGAGACAAUCACUCAGGCGGACAAGCCCAACAACAAGCAGUCCCGGAGACAGCGAAACAACGAGAACCGAGAGAACGCAUCUAAAAAUCACGACCACGACAACAUCACUUCAGGAACACCCAAGGAGAAGAAAGCAAAAACCUCAAAGAAGAAGAAACGCUCCAAGGCCAAAGCAGAGAGGGAAGCCUCUCCCGCAGACCUUCCCAUCGACCCCAACGAGCCCACGUACUGUCUGUGCAAUCAGGUCUCCUAUGGAGAGAUGAUCGGCUGUGACAACGAUGAGUGCCCCAUCGAGUGGUUCCACUUUUCUUGCGUGGGACUCAACCAUAAACUGAAGGGCAAGUGGUACUACCUCAAAUGUCGGGGGGAGAACGACAAAACAAUGGACAAAGCUCUGGAAAAGUCCAAGAAAGAGAGGGCUUACAACAGGUAGUGUGUAGACGUGCACACAGGAGAGCAAAACCCAGGUCCCAGGA
Onychomys torridus (southern grasshopper mouse) is the source of this 775-nucleotide messenger RNA. RefSeq names its product inhibitor of growth protein 1-like. The transcript has a single exon. Gene Ontology annotation, cellular component: nucleus. Gene Ontology annotation, biological process: positive regulation of DNA-templated transcription. The record is from RefSeq and is a predicted model, not a curated record. NCBI's taxonomy places the organism in Eukaryota, Metazoa, Chordata, Mammalia, Rodentia, Cricetidae. Bases 1 to 732 code for a protein of 243 amino acids.